This is a messenger RNA of Anopheles cruzii, 833 nucleotides long. Its product is annotated as RWD domain-containing protein 1. The transcript has a single exon. NCBI's taxonomy places the organism in Eukaryota, Metazoa, Arthropoda, Insecta, Diptera, Culicidae. The record is from RefSeq and is a predicted model, not a curated record. Gene Ontology annotation, biological process: cytoplasmic translation. The coding region runs from base 70 to 792 and encodes 240 amino acids. Gene Ontology annotation, molecular function: protein binding.
CCUAAACGUUGCAAUUUAGUACGUUAAUCCAUACCUAUUUGUCCGGUAGACGCUUACGUAUCCGGUCCAAUGGAGCGCAAUUAUCGUGAGGACCAAGGAAAUGAGAUUGAAGCUCUGUCUGCAAUUUACUGCGGCGAGCUAGAAGUUGAGCAUACGGAACCGUAUAAGUUUCGAUUGCCAAUUGCAACCACUGAAUAUGAUACGGAGGUAGAGACUGAGGGGUUAUCCUGCAAACUACUGUUCACGUACACCGAAAAAUAUCCCGAUACGGGGCCGCUGGUGGAGAUCGAAGAUCCAGACAAUUUCCACGAUGGUUAUGAGCAGGAGCUGCUAGAACACAUCCACAAAACGAUAGAAGAAAACAUUGGCAUUGAAAUGAUUUUUUCGCUCGUGUCCUCCGCCCAAGAGUGGCUGAACGUAAAGUACGAUGAGCUAAAAAAUGCGGCGGAAAACGCGAAAGAAGAAGCGAAACGAAAGGUGGAUGAAGAGGAGAUGAAAAAGUUCGAAGGAACACGUGUGACCGUGGAAACGUUCAUGUCUUGGAAAUCGCAGUUCGAGCUGGAUAUGGGCAUCACGGAGCGGAAGGAAAAGAUUGCAGCCGAAAACAGGAAGCUGACCGGGCGCGAGUUGUUCCUGAGCGACAACACGCUGAACGAAUCCGAUCUGAAGUUCCUGAUGGAUGCUGGCGAAUCGAUCGAAAGUGUGCGGAUCGACGAAUCACUGUUCCAGAACAUCGAUGAUCUAGAACUGGACGACUCUGACACCGAAGAUGAAGAUUAUGUGCCCGAAUGAACAGAGAGAGCAGUUGCUUCCUUGUUGCUUAAAGAUAUUGA